This is a messenger RNA of Nothobranchius furzeri (turquoise killifish), 5552 nucleotides long. Its product is annotated as histone acetyltransferase KAT7. Gene Ontology annotation, biological process: negative regulation of DNA-templated transcription; positive regulation of transcription by RNA polymerase II. The record is from RefSeq and is a predicted model, not a curated record. Gene Ontology annotation, molecular function: transcription coregulator activity; histone acetyltransferase activity; zinc ion binding. Gene Ontology annotation, cellular component: chromatin; nucleus. NCBI's taxonomy places the organism in Eukaryota, Metazoa, Chordata, Actinopteri, Cyprinodontiformes, Nothobranchiidae.
CACGGAAGUAUUUUGGUAACGGACCAACUAGAAACAGCUCGGAAGUGCGGAUACGUUUGUGCGCCUCUUAUGCUUGAGUUGGUCUGUGUUAACGUUUGGUGGUUCUGAAUGGUUUCAGUUCACAUGUAAGCCUAAAUAAAUUACGUCAAAUCCCGGGUUACAAUAUUUCAACAUGCCACGGAGAAAGAGGACAGCGGGCAGCAGCUCGGAUGGAACAGAGGACUCUGAUUUUUCCACUGACCUGGAGCACGCUGCUGAGACCGCUGGCAGGCGAAGCAGCACACGCCUGACUCGCUCGUCCCUGCGCCUCAGCCAGAGCUCACAAGAAAACUGCUGCUCAGCACCAAGCAGCUCUCCUGCUGCAGGAGGUCCUGACGAAGGUCCGGACGCAGCUGCAGCUGUGGCAGCAUCUGUCUUCUCCUCCGGGCGCAGGAUCACGCGCAGCCAGCAGGGAGCGGCAAACGCCACGGCUAAAAAGUACCCGCUGCGCCAGAGCAGGUCGUCUGGCUCGGACACUGAAGUCAACGACGUGAAGCAGGGAGCAGACCGAGACGAGACGCCUCCUCGCACCCCGACAGGAAACGCUCCGUCUUGUGAAUCCGACAUCGACGCUUCCAGCCCGAGUGUCGACCACGUGUCUUCUGGCAACGACGUCGUGGUGUCACAAGAGGAGGACGAGAGGCUGGCCAAGGAACUGUCCCUGAAAGAAGCCGCCGCCCACGACCUCUCCCAUCGGCCCAAACGCCGGCGCUUCCACGAAAGCUACAACUUCAACAUGAAGUGUCCCACUCCAGGGUGCAACUCGCUGGGCCAUCUCACGGGGAGACACGAGAGACAUUUCUCCAUAUCAGGAUGUCCUCUGUACCACAACCUCUCUGCUGAUGAAUGCAAGGGCAAGACAUCGGUCCGCGACAAACAGGCUGAGGAGAGGUCACAGCAGCAGGAUGAGAGCCGACACUCCACCCGGAGCCAGGCUCCUACGGAGCGUCAGCAGCGCUACAAAGAGAAGGUGACGGAGCUCAGGAGGAAGAGGAACUCUGGCCUGAACAAGGAGCAGAAGGAGAAGCACACGGAGCACCACCAGAGCCACGAGACACGCCGGGAGCCUCUUCUGGAGAACAUCACCAGCGACUACGACCUAGAGCUGUUCAGGAAAGCGCAGGCACGUGCCUCGGAGGACCUUGAGAAGCUCCGCCUGGCCGGUCAGGAGUCGGAGGGCAGCAACAUGAUCGGGACCAUCGUGUUUGGGCGUUUCGAGCUGGACACCUGGUACCACUCUCCCUACCCGGAGGAGUACGCCCGCCUCGGGAGGCUCUACAUGUGCGAGUUCUGCCUCAAGUACAUGAAGAGUCAGACCAUCCUGCGCCGACACAUGGCCAAGUGUGUGUGGAAACACCCUCCAGGCGACGAGAUCUACAGGAAGGGGAACAUCUCUGUGUUUGAGGUGGACGGGAAGAAGAACAAGAUUUACUGUCAGAACUUGUGUCUGCUGGCCAAGCUCUUCCUGGACCACAAAACGCUGUACUACGACGUGGAGCCGUUCCUGUUCUACGUCAUGACUGAAGCCGACGGCACCGGCUGUCACCUGGUGGGAUACUUUUCCAAGGAGAAGAACUCGUUCCUGAACUACAACGUGUCCUGCAUCCUCACCAUGCCGCAGUACAUGAGGCAGGGCUACGGCAAGAUGCUCAUCGACUUCAGUUACCUGUUGUCCAAGGUGGAGGAGAAGGUGGGCUCGCCUGAGCGCCCCCUGUCCGACCUGGGUCUGAUAAGCUACAGGAGUUACUGGAAAGACGUUCUGCUGAAGUACCUGAAUCGUUUUCAGGGCAAGGAGAUCUCCAUCAAAGAGAUCAGCCAGGAGACGGCGGUGAACCCGGUGGACAUCGUCAGCACGCUGCAGUCCCUCCAGAUGCUCAAGUACUGGAAAGGAAAGCACCUGGUGUUGAAGAGACAGGACCUCAUCGAUGACUGGAAGGACAAGGAGACCAAGCGCGGUAACGGCAAAACCAUCGACCCCUCGGCCUUAAAAUGGACCCCGCCUAAAGGGACAUAGACACACACACACACACACACACACACACCGACUCUCGGCCCUCGCUGAGCUGACGGGAAGUCGCUCAGACUCUCGUUUGGUUGAUCUGGAACCGAAAGGAUGACUCCAUUCUCCGUUUAUUUGUAUCAGAAAUCUGUUAAUUUAUUCAGAAGUUCAGCUGAAGGUUGUUCUGCGUAUGAAAUACGGAUGUUUGCAGGUGAGGAGGUCACCCGGAGCAGCCUUUCUGAAGACACACUCCAAACGUUCUAACACCUACUUAAACAUCUGGCACUCGAGCCCAACCCUCUCCGCACGCUGCAGCUUCACAUCUUCUCUGUUAGCAAGCAUCUGGUCAGAAACGCCUCUCAGGUUACCAGCAGCCAUGUCAGGUCUAGAUUAGGAUUAGGAUGGGACUACCUGUCUGAAAGGUAAACUCCACACAGCCUCGCUGAUGUCGGGAGUUAAGGCUCGUCAUUCAUUCACCUCGUUAGCGUCAGCUAGAGCCUCCUAAUCCAGUCAGAGCCGACGGACCGAGCGCGGGUCCACAAACCAGCUGGCUGUGGUGGGCGUGCAGCAGGCUCAAAGACCAGGGAAGGAAAGGGUUGUGGGUUUAAAACCUCUAGAGAGACCGAAUGUUUUGAGCUCCAGAUGAAUAUUUAUCUUCUAACGUCACAGAAACGGUGGCUGUUUGAACCCAAAGCUGAUGCCUUCAUCAGCUCUCUCACACACACACACACACACACACACACACACACACACACACACACACACACACACACACACACACACACACACUCCCUCUGCUCCAGCUGUCCACGUGUGGACCUCCAUGUGCCAACAGGCAGGGACACACCUGGACGGGGGGUGGUGAUGACCUAUUCUUACGUUUUCUGACCUUUGAACCCACCUGAGUCGUGUGGUGUUCGUUACCUGCAGCCAGCUGUAAGCGCUGAAGGCAGCAGGAGUGUUUCUCCGCUGUUCCGGCUCUGAAGGUCGUGGUAUACCUGCUGUUUAAGCUGGCUUUGGUGUGUCUUUGUCCACAUACCUGCAUGUAGCACUGGGGCGCUCCACUAGGGGCGCACUAGAGAACUCUGACCCGUUGGAGAGCCGGGUUUGUGGGUACCACCAGCUCAGUAACUGGCAGCGGUAGACUCCUGAACCCGAGACGGAGUCACCGUGGCGAGUGUGUCCCACACAUGUUGUCAACGUGUCGCGUUCCUUUCGGAGACGCGCACAAACCGCGAUUCAAACCAAAGCAAGUUAUGCACGGCGUCCAUUUUAACCAGCAAGUGUAUCACGACCCUACACUUUCAGUUCUGACGGUUUCUACCUCCAAGUCUUUAACUUCCCACUUCUGUUCUGCGCGCACACACGAGUGCUUUGUUUGGACCUUUAAACACGUUUCUGAGAGUCUAGCGUACCUGCAUGCAGGUGUGUGGUAGGGUCAGGGUUACCCUAACCCUCAGAGGAGGAGCAGGAGGGAAAAUUCUCCUCAGCCAAAAGGGUCAAAGGUCACCUGCAGCUCGUAUUACCGUUUUAUGCAGUCAUGGAAGGAUGAGGGUUAUUGCCGUUGUCUGAGUGAAAUUCGUAUUUAUUCUUCAGGACUUGACCAAGUCAGUUCAGCCUAAAUGUGUUUGACUUUGUUUAGCAGGAAAACUAAAUGAGUUAUUGGAGACAAGAAGACUUGAGAUGAGUUAUAAAAGUCCUGUGGUCCACACAAAACAUGUUCUUAAAGCCCUCUCGCAUAAAGAGACUUCAGCAGUUUUCAGUACCUUCCACAAUGAGCCGUUUCAGGGCAAGCUGCUGCUGGCCACGCCCACCCGUGUCCCGCUCAAGCUGCAAUAGGCUGAGAAGGUCCAACAUCCGGGGUGGGCUCAGAGUAGAGCCGCUGCUCUUCCAGGUUAGAGAUGCUUCUAUUCUCAUGUCCCCGUUUGUGACAUCACAUUGGGGGACUUUCUAAAAUGACUCGUUUUAGACAAAUAACUCCUAAAACCAAACGCUGACAGAAAACAGGUCGAGGUUUUUUUAUGUCUGGAGAGUUAGUAGAGACCAACAUGGCUGCACCAAAAGGUGAGUUUUACUGGAUAUGUCCCUUUUCAGAUGUGCCCCGUUCGCUUCAGAAGUAGGACUCUGGAUCUGGGAACGCUGUGCAGACCCCCCCCCCCCAGUGGCUGGCUGCAGUACGAGUUUUAAGCCCCGCCUCUUCUGUGUAAAUGAAUACAUAAUUACACCCCAGCUGCGAAACCUCCUUCCCUCGGGCGGCUCUGACUUUGCUGAUGUGUGUUCACACAUGAAAAGGUCUCGCAUGUAAAUCAGAAUUCUGUCUGCGGGACAUUUUAUAGCUUGGAACCAUCGAUGUGAAUUUGGACAAGUUGUCUCCUGUUGGGUGCUUCCUUGGUUUUGGAUCCAGAGUCUGAUUAAUCUGGGAGGUGGAGGCGGAGCCUAACCCUGCACGCAGACACAGGUUUCAUAGAUGCACUGAAUUACAGCUAAAGGUGGAGGAGGAAUGAACGUUGGCGCGUUCAAGAGUGUUAAAGGAAAUGAGAAUCAGAGACUCUGAAAAAUAAACCUGUUGACUUUCAGGGAUGGGGUGGAGUUUUUGUCCGAUACUGCAGCCAGCCACCAGGGGGCGUUUCCCUUCCUUCCUACUGUUGAGCAGCUGCCCACCCUCGUUCGUUUGUUCUGUAAACAUCGUACUACUGAUUUAGUUAUUUAUUUUUAAAGCAGAGUUUUACCUGCGCUUGUAUCCAGGUGCGCUUGUCUCUGGGACAAGCUAAGCUAACCUAGCUGUCUCUACGUCGGUGGCAACUCCAAUGAAAAAGUGUCAAUAUUGUAAAAUCCAAUCAAACUCGCCUGUUUUAUGUAGGGAACAUUUUUACUUGGCAUUGUUUUAAGGAGCUGUUUUGUUGGUUUCUGUUGUGGCCUUUAAGGAUUUUGAGUUAAAGGUGUCUUCCUUCUGUUGUGCCGUUUGCCUUCCCGUCUUCUCUCACCUCUCACCCGUUUCCUCUGACGGGAGAGCAGCCUUCUGGGUUUCCACCGAGCCUGUGUUUUAGUUUUUAUGAGUUAAGAGUCUUUUGUCAGCCGCCUCUGAGGCAGCAGCAGGACUCUGUCGGGAAUAAGCGGAGCUCUUCUUUUCCCGUGUGAGAGCCUAAGCCCCUACAGGUGUGGUGGGGGACACCCCCCCUCCCCCAGACAGGAAGGCUGUGUGCUCUUACCUGCAGCAGAACACGUCUGAUUGAAUAACGUUGUCAGAAACAGCUUCUGUAACGUGUGGAGCUUCUCUUCUCAUGUUUUUUAACACUUUUGGCUAUUUUUGUGUCCUUUUCACGACUGAGGACGGACAUCUUCAGAGCACCUUAACCUCCUGUCCACAUUCCUCCCCCUCCCUCCCCAUCAGUGAGCUUCAGUAGCACCCCCGCCCCGUUCACCACUUACUAAAGUUGCGUGGCGUUGAAAUAUAGCUCAAUCGUGCAUUUGCACUUGUUUCUCCCGCUCAAUAAAAUCUAUUUGCUGACUCUGA